Molecule: messenger RNA, 2115 nt
Organism: Trypanosoma theileri
Lineage: Eukaryota; Euglenozoa; Kinetoplastea; Trypanosomatida; Trypanosomatidae
Product: WD repeat-containing protein wat1
Exons: 1
Coding region: 1-2115 (704 amino acids)
Biological process (GO): TOR signaling; regulation of actin cytoskeleton organization
Cellular component (GO): TORC2 complex; TORC1 complex
Molecular function (GO): protein binding
Source: RefSeq, a predicted model, not a curated record
AUGUGUGCUGCAUUUCUCAUCUCCGCCUCAUACGAUAAACAGAUCCGCUUCUGGGAUGGAGCCUCUGGCCGCACAGUCCGCUGUUUCUCCUUUCAGGACUCCCAAGUGAAUGCCCUUUUACUCAUUCCAGACACCACGUAUCUCGUCGUGGCGGGAUUUGGUGUUUUGCGGGUUUACGAUAUCGGCGCCGCCAACAAUAAUAAUAAUAAUACUAAUACUAAUAAUAAUAAUAAUGCUGCCAAUGCAAAUACAGCAGGAGGAGGAGGAGGAGGAGGAACGCAGGCCCCGCCGUUGUUUUCAUCGUAUGAGAAUUCCUCCGCGAUGAACAUGACGAGUCUUGGCAGUUUUCCCCUUCACUCUUUAAAGUGCGGUGCGGCCGGUGGGACUCUCUUUGCGCAGUCCAUUGAAGGAUCGAACAGCAGUUUAUUUAACGCCACGUUGGAUUUGUGUUCAACGCAACGGCCCUCGGGGGAUAAUCCAGUGGAGGAACUCGUGCCUGUGUUGUAUGCAACCUCUGAGGAUGGGCAUAUUCGCUUCUUUAGUGUGAAUGCCACUACGAAAUUAAAACUCAUUCGAGAUAUUUCUACAGGGGCGGCUAUUACCUGCAGUGCUAUUUCACCUAAUCGACAAACAUUACUGACAGGUUCACAAAUUGGACGUGUCUCUGUUUGGCAUUUACCAAGUAUUAUUGAGGCGGCCACACAACAAGGGGAAGGAUCUACGGAUAAUUCCUUUGGAUACCUGCCAUUACAGGAAAUUACAUUUGACUCGGAUUACACCGCUAUUCGAAGUAUUGCGAUUGAACCAUUAGCACGUUGGGCAGUAGCGGCAACAAAUGCAGGGAAAUUACACUUUUUACGUUUUGAAGGAGAAUUUAAUAAUAAUUUAUUUAAAUCCAAAGAUGAGAAUACUGAUAAAAAAGGAAUAUCAGAUGAAGAAGUUACAACCGAUCCACAAGGCGCUGAUCAAAGUGGAGCUACUGGAAGUUGUGAAACGACAACCGGCUCUGCUGUGAAACCUUCUUUUACGGAUAAUAGUUGUAUUCAACCGGGGAGUGUGUAUAGAUCCGCAGUUGUAAGUAAUGAGAUUGGUAAUAGUGCGUUAAAGAGUACUACACUAGGUUCCGCCUAUGCGGGUCAUAGUAGAGGAUCAACCGCUGGUAUACUUGUAGACAGUUUGGAUCCUAGUAGUCUGCAAGUGACAGUAUCUCCUAGUAAAAGUGAGGCAUUAUUGCGGAGUGAAAUGGCAUUAAAUACAUCUAUACAAACAUCUCCUCUUAGACAACAAUUCUAUAUGAAAGUUUUUCACUCUUUUCAGGCACAUUAUAAAUAUAUUUUAAAAGUGGCUAUUUCUCCUAAUACAGAUUUAUUGGUCACCUGCUGUGCAGAUUACACGGUUGGACGUUUUCUUAUUCCCCCAGAACUUCAACAAGGGGAUCAACUUAAAUUACUUCAACGUGAAGAUAUUGGACCAUCCAGUAGUCAUGAAAGUGAUCCCACCACUUCUACUACUAUUCCUAUUGAUUCUUAUCCAGCAGAUGUACUCGCCGCUACUUAUCCAACACGUGAAGAAAAGACACAAGAAGCCAUCAACACAUCAGCCUUAUUACAUCCCGUGAAAAGUGGAUCUACUAAACCCACUGUAUCGGAGAAACAAGAAAACACAACGGACAUUCAACCAACCGAUAUCACUAGUGAUAAUGCAGAAAAGCGUAAGACCAAUACAACUAUAGUGGAUCCAGCAGAUGCGCAGCCAUCUACACAGACAGCAGCAGAAGAAAAACCCGCAAGUGUACGGCCAGUAGAUGUCCCCGAUGCCUCUUCCAUGUUAUUCUCUGUAAUCCCAUCUGUAAGUAUGGAAGGACAAAAUCAAUCUCAUCCCAGUGGUGUAUUGCAGUUUAGAUCACUGAAACCGAUGGUGGGCCAUACACGAUGGGUGUGGGAUUGUGUUUUCAGUGACUGUGGUCGUUUUCUCUUUACGGCCAGCAGCGAUCAAUGUCUGCGUAUGUGGACAGGCUUACUCGCCGAUCGAGUGCAAUCUACCUGCUAUGUUGGACACACAAAGCCAGUCAUUUGUUGUAUACUGUACUAUGAAAAGAAAAGAAACCAAUUCUAA